UGUGUGAAAACAUACAACAAAUUGGAAAAACGAUUCUGAAACCAACAUGUCGAAAAAACAUAAAGCUGCUUCCUCAGAUGAUCUUAGCUUUACUCUUGACAAGAUACAACAAGAUGCAAGCUCUAUACUUGAACAAAUAGAAAAAGCUGCUAAAAAACAAUUGGUAGAGAUAAAACGAGAUGUAGAUUCCAAACUUGAAGAAUUGAAAAAAGAUGCUGGUGCCAAAUUUGAAGAUGUAAAAAAAGAUAUUGGUCCAAAAGUUGAAGAGAUCGAAAAAGGAGUUAAUUCAAAAAUGGAAGAGAUAAAAAAAGAUGCAGCAUCCAAAAUUGAAGAUAUAAAGAAAGUAGCUGAUGCAAGAAUUGAAGAUUUGAAAAAAGGUGCUGAUUCAAAAAUAGAUGAUAUGAAAAAAGUUGUUGAAUCGAAAGUUGAAGAAAUCAAAAAAGAAGCUGAUGUAAAAUAUGAUGAGAUAAAAAAAGAAGCCAAUUCAAAAAUUGAUGAAUUAAAAAGAGAAGCCAAUUCAAAAUAUGAAGAUAUAAAAAGAGAUGCUGGAUCAAAACUUAACUUACACAGUGGGAGUAAUUCAAAACCCGAAACAUGAAAUUUCCCAGAAUGAUUCCGCCUUCUUUUAUUUUUAAGAAAUUAAAUUUUGUAUGUGGAAUAU
Chrysoperla carnea is the source of this 661-nucleotide messenger RNA. Its product is annotated as apolipoprotein A-IV-like. The coding region runs from base 47 to 598 and encodes 183 amino acids. The transcript has a single exon. The record is from RefSeq and is a predicted model, not a curated record. NCBI's taxonomy places the organism in Eukaryota, Metazoa, Arthropoda, Insecta, Neuroptera, Chrysopidae.